Babesia ovata is the source of this 339-nucleotide messenger RNA. Its product is annotated as Immature colon carcinoma transcript 1. The transcript is spliced from 5 exons. Gene Ontology annotation, biological process: mitochondrial translational termination. Bases 1 to 339 code for a protein of 112 amino acids. Gene Ontology annotation, cellular component: mitochondrial large ribosomal subunit. The record is from RefSeq and is a predicted model, not a curated record. Lineage: Eukaryota; Apicomplexa; Aconoidasida; Piroplasmida; Babesiidae.
AUGCAGUCGGAGACCAAGGUACAGGCGAGAUUCAACGUCGAAAACGAUUCGUGGUUACCCCCGGAAGUCAGAGACAAGUUCAGAAUCACACGAACUGGUGACUUCGUAGUAGAGUCGGACGAGUAUGCAAGCCAGGACCAGAACAGAAAGGCCUGCAUCGAGAAGAUAAAAGCGGCUAUACGCCAGGCAGAGCAAUACGAGCCGGAAGAAAAGCUAUCUUUUCUAGAGCAGAUAGAGCGUGAAAAGUCUCCAAAGGAGAUACAAGAGUACAAGCAAAAACGAAGAGAAAACAAACGCAAGCUCAAACAAAUCGGGCAUAAAAGCCUGCACGAUUUCUGA